Homarus americanus (American lobster) is the source of this 14458-nucleotide messenger RNA. Its product is annotated as mucin-17-like. The coding region runs from base 546 to 7373 and encodes 2275 amino acids. The transcript has 9 exons. The record is from RefSeq and is a predicted model, not a curated record. NCBI's taxonomy places the organism in Eukaryota, Metazoa, Arthropoda, Malacostraca, Decapoda, Nephropidae.
AGCAGCAGCAACAACAACAACAACAACAACAACAACAACAACAACAACCACCACCACCACCACCACCACAACCACAGCAGCAACAACAGCUUCACCAUCAACAACAUUCUCAUCAGCAACAGCAAAAUGUAGCCCUUCAGCCAUCGGGGGCUCCGCUUGGUGUUGGAGCCCCAAACACUAGUGGGGGAGAAGGGAGUCGGGAGAAUGACCAUCCAACUCUCCAGCAACUACUGGCCUCACCUGCUACAUUUCCAUCCCAACCAACACCACAGCCUCAAAGCCAACCACAACCUCAGCAACAGCAGAGUGCUGGGACAAUAGGACAUGGUUUACCUUCAGCAAUACUCACUGCAUCUCGCCAUCCCUCCAUACAACAAGCAUCACAGACCCAGCAGCAGCUCACACUCCAGCCCUCUCCUCGUACAGUUUCUGUCAGGUCGCAGGCAUCGCCGGCGACUAAAGGCAGCCAGGGUGUCCUUCAUAGCACCCCUCAACCUACUCCUCAGGUCAUAUCUCAAACUUCAGCCCAAACUUCCCCACAAAUUAUGCAAGGUGGUGUCCAGCUUGUUGGGGGAUCCAACCAAGUUAUAACAUCAGGAGGUCAGAUCAUAACAUCAGCUUCACCACAGCUUAUACCGGGCACACAGCUCCUGCAGGCACAUGGGUCCACCCAAGUGUUACCGACAGGUCAGAUACUACCGGGUGGACAAGUGCUACAUAAUGGGCAGGUGAUACAGGGAGGUCAGGUGUUUCAUGGGCCACACCUGUUGUCUGGAGGCUCUUUAUUACAAGGUGGCCAAGUUAUACAAGGAGGCCAGGUAUUGCAGGGUGGACAGCUAAUUCCAAGUGGACAAGUGAUCAACAGUAGUCAGCUGAUUACCACUACCACACAGAUGGCAACCACUGGUGUAUCGGGAUUAGGUGCUGGUUCUACACCAUUAUAUGUUACACCAAGUACACCAGUUCAGCAGCAACAACCUCACACUGUCACACUACACCAAUCUGUUCAGCAGCCUCCCACCCCUACUGCUUCACCUUUUUCUGUGCUAAGUAAGUCUCCCGGAGCAGCAUUACCUCGUACUUCUCCCAGCCCCUCCCCGUAUCAUCCAACUACACCGUCACCACAUCCAUCAGUACAGAGUCCUGCCCCAUACACGACACGCUCUCCAGCUCCUUCUCCUCAUAGCAAUGUUAGUGCCAUGCGGUCACCUGCUCCACCUACCCCAUCACCUGCUGCAACACCAACACCACAAGCACAUAGUAGCAUUGCCACAAUAGGACAGCAACAAUCAGCAGGAAUGGUGCAAGGAGUGAUGAGUAAUGUAGGAAUGGUGCAGAGCUUGGUGCCUCAGUUACCUUUGUCUCAGGUUGUUGGAUCAAAUGGCAUGGUGCUGCCUCAGCCAGGAGUUCAACAAACCGCGACUGGAGUAAAACAGGUUGUGUCGGGUGGCCAGCUGAUUCAGAUUGUCUCUUCACCACAACCAACUCAACCUAGGCAACCUGUUGCAACACCCACACCCAAGCCUAUUCAACCAAAACAGCCCCAGUUACUUCCCAAGCCUCCACAAGCAGCUGUAGUUGGUCAACCUGCUGCACCACCUCCAGGGAAGACUCUCAUGAACACACGUCCUGUAACGCCUGGGGGUCAACAACCCAUUGUAAUAGGAGCAGCUGGACAACAACAAGCAAUGAUGGCUGGUCAGCAGGGGCUUGGAGGGUUUGUUAUUAAUCCUUCCUUAUUACAAUCAAGCCUACAGCAGCCUUUCCUAAUCCAGCAGCCAAAUGGUGUACUCUUGGUUAGACCAUCAGGGCACACUGGAGCAGGUGGAGCACCUGGUCAGGCUCUCUUGGUUCCCAUGCCUGGCCAGCAUCAGAUGAUGAGUGCAGGGGGUAAAACUGGUCAGCAUCAGACUGUAGUUUUCUCAGGCAAUGGACAGGGAGGACCAGCCUAUGUUAUCCCACAAAAUGGAUCUGCAGGUUUAGGUGCUCAAGGGGUGAUGGGGACAGCACAGGGUUCGCGUGGGCCUCAACCUAUAAUUCGAUUGGUUGCACCUCAAGCUCCACUUCAGUUACAGCAAAUUCAAACCCCAAAUGGACCUACCUUUGUAGCCAUACCAGCUGGCCAGACAGUAAAUCUACAGAGUUUACUAGCAGCUGGAGGUGCCACUAUGCGCACAUUAGCACCUCAAAUGACCUCAGGUCCUUUGCAGCUGGCUCCCUCAUCAGUAGCUCCUAAUAUGGGCCCUGUAGUGAGCAUGGGUCACAUACAAAUGUCAGGGGGUGGGCAGCAGCUUCAGGUGUCUGUCCCAGGAGCACCCCUCCAGCUAGCCUCCUCCCUCCCUUCCUCCCUCCCAUCUGUGAUAACCACCACUAAGCAAACUGUGAUAGAUGAAGCUGUGGCUCCAGCCUCCAUGGUGACAGCUACUGAGUCUGGAACACACCACCAGACUUUAACAGACUCAAAUAAAAAUACCAAGAAAAAAUCUAAAAAGAAAAAACGGGAAAGAGAACCAAAGGAUGAAAAAUUGAAAGGUAAAGGGACAUCAAUAAAUCUAAAUGAUAUUUUAAAAGAAACUGGAAUUGUGGGUGACUUGAUGCUGUUUGACGAAAAUGAACUUGGUUUAGGAGGGGAGGGGAUGGAAGGGGUGCAGGUGGCAGCACCAACACAGUUAACUCAAGUACCAGCUGCAGCACAGAUGGUCUCUCCAGCACCUGCUGCAACCCAAUUACCUUCACUCCCCGCACAUGACACCAAUGCUGGUUUUGCAACGAGUGAAAAUGCUGGCCAUAUUGUGGUUGGUUCUUCACAUCAACAUCCAUUACUGGGGAUGGGUAAUUCCUUAAUGACUGGAACGGUGGUCACUAGCUCAGCACCAACUGGGCUAAUGACCUCAGCUAGUAUGCCCAGUGGAAUGAGCAUCACAUUGGAUCCUAGUUGCAAGUUCUUCUUGGGUUCAGAUCCGACUAAACCUCAUCUCACAACACCUAAUCAAACACCUUCACAGAUGGGUGGAUUGAUGAUUCCCUCGUGCCAGUCUCAGGUGCAGGUGAUCGGAGGAGCAAGUAUGGGGAUGACAACUUCCUUAUGCAAUGUGGCCAACAGUGGGAGUAUGGUUAAUGUGAUGAGUAGCAGCAUGCCUGCUCUUAUGACUGGCAGCUCUGGUGCUGGGGUUGUUGGGACAAAUACACUUCCUACUGUGUGUUCCUUACCAUCAUUCACUCAGCUCUUAACUCCCCCGACGCAAGUUACCUCCAAUCUUGUAAAUCACGGUCCCAGUGUCACAGGAAAAACAAAACCUCUUCAGUUACAACAGACUGCUUCUAAGUUAACGCAAGUGACGACAAAGAACCUAAUGGGGGCGGAUAUCUCUAAGGUGGCUCAGAACACUCAUCUGUUGCAGACUUUGCACCUCCCUACUGCAGAAAAGCCUUGUCCAACACCUAGUGGACAGCCUCUGCUGACAUCACUGCUAUCAGGGCAGCAGGCAUCAUGCAGUAACAGUGGGGAGCAACAUGGGGGUUUUCCCUUGCAGGUGUCUGUGGCAGAUGGAGGACCUGUGCUCACUGUGGUCACUGUGGGAGCAGUCAUGAGCUUACCUGAGUGUGUAGUGUCUACUGGUACAACUUUUUCCUCGCCGGCGACUCCUCUUAGCAUACUGGUGCCCAGUCAAGCUAGCCAAGUGCCUCAGAGUUCUGCUGUGAUUGCAUCUUCUAGUGCUACAAACAAUGUUGUGUCUGGUGCUAUUAUAAGCCACAAACAAUUUGCUUCCAACUCUGCUCUCAUUCCACAAACUAGUGUAACUUAUACCAAUACAGAAAAUGUGCCAGUGUCGCGAGGUCAUUCCCAGAUUGUUAAUGCUUUGCAAGAUAAUGUUCCUAGUCAAACAAGUAAUACAAGUUCAUUUGUGGCAAAAAAUAUUGAAGGCAUUAAUAAAACAAACAGCUUUCAGAAUGAGUAUGUGGCUACCCUUCAGAGAGGUCAAAAUAUUAUAGAUACCAAUAAAAAUAAAUCAAAAUCUAAUAAAAAGAAGAAGAAAGAUAAAGAAAUUGAAACUUUUUCAACGCCCACUACAAGUACAGUAAUGGUCAAGCAGAGUUUACAAGAACGAUUAAAGUCAAGCACAUGCAGCAGUACAACUGGAACCCCACAACAACUGUGUCUGGCACCCAUUCCUAAUGGACUCAAUGGUCCUGCCAUAAAAACUGCCUCUCAGAGUGUGGGCAGUUCCACCCCGCCUGGCUCCUUGCCCAUUACUCUAGGAGAGAGCGGUGUCCAAACUGAUAACACAUCCUUAGUGGGGCCUUACAUAUCUACCGCCCCACCAGUGUCUAUCAUACCUUCUAUAAUUACUACUACUACAACGAUGGUUCAAGCACCGACUAUGGCAACCACUGCCACCAUAACCACCACCACCGCAUCUUCACCACAUACGCCUACAGGAGUUGUAUUUCCUGGCCCAAAGCAGCAGUUUAAGCAAGUCAAGCACCUUAUUCUUUCACCACAAAACCAGGAGGCUCUCAAGAAAGUUCAUUCUCAAAUCCAAGUUCUUCAGAAUAAGAAGACAGACCAGGAUGCAGCCGGCCUCCAGCAACUCUAUGCAGAAUGCCGAAAAAUCGUGGCAACGGGAAAGCACGUGACUGUCACCACCACCCCACAGCAACCUCAAAUAGCACCUACACCAAGUCAGCCUACUCCUGUACGUUACUCGCAUCCAGUGGGACACAAGUUCAUCACACUGACUCAGUUCAAGCAGAUAAAACAUUUACCUCAGGACCAACAGAGGCAGAUUAUGGACCAGAGUAAACAGGUCAUGCAGAGAUGGAAAGACCCAGGGACCGUAUCAUCAACAGGUACCUCGACUGUUUCAGCCAUCCACACACCAGCCCCUCAUCUCUCUCCCAGUCCACAAGUGUCUGUAAGUGGAGGUCCAGCCAAGGGAAGUGUGAGUCCUGUGAGUGGGGCCAGCAUGCCUACCAUUGCAACCUCAGCCUCAUCACCCACUGUGCCCACCACCUCCACCACAGUGUCUAGCUGCUCCACCACAAACACCCUCAACUACUCCACCAAAAUGACCCCCCCUCAGUGCUCCCCCGUGUCCUCCACCACCCCCGCCAUCAGUCACACUAAUACCUUAGGACCGUCGCCCAAGUCGUUGGUGGUGCUCCCCCCACAGGCCUCGCCCCAUCCCAGCUCAACGUCAGGAGCUCAGGAACAGUCUCCAGGGCAGACGAAGGCACCUUUGGCAUUCAGUAUAACCAAGGAACAGUUGUUUGAACAUCAGCUCAAGACUGACCAGAAUGGUGCUUUAAAUCCAGAUUAUCGCAAUCCAUUCAAAAAUAAAAUUGAUGCAUGUAAACGGCUGAUACGUUACCAUGUGUUCAGUGAAUGUGUCCCCAGUCCUCAUGAAGUGGCAGAAACAACCACACAGUUUGAGUUACAGGCAGAAUCCCUACUGAAGAAGUUUAAUAAUAUGAAAUACAAGUAUCAGUCACUCUUGAUAAAGGAUAGCAUGCGUCGUCAUGCAUCGUCGGAAACAGUGAUGCUCUACCGGUUACUUGUGCAAGAAGAUAAGACUAACAUUGAGAGGGAGAAAGCUGAUGUUCAGAGUGGAAAGAUAAUAGAUUUGCCAACGGUCCCACCUUGUCGAGCCUCUGAAGAGUCCUCACCUCUAGAUACACCUUAUCCUUGGGAGCUGGAGUGGGAAAACCAAAAAAUCUACAAAUUUGAACCAUGGAAGAACAAAGAGGAGGAGGGGGAGGAGGAAGAAGGGGAGGAGGAUGAAGAGGAGGAAGGGGUGGAAGAAGAGGAGGAGGAACAGCAGAAGGAGGAGGAGGCCAUAGUGAAAGAAGAAAUGAAGGACAACAUUAAAGACAUUAAGUUGGUGAUAGGAGAUAAAGUGGAUGUAAAACUGAAGGAGGAAGAGGAAGUAGUGGUAAAGGAAGAAGGGAACCAGGAAAUAAAGAGAGAAAGAAGAGAAGAUAAAGGCGAGGAAACCCAAGGGAAGGCAGAGAAGGAAGAGAGCAGCAAAAACCCUACAAAACCUGACGAAGAUGACGAGUUCGACGACGGCCAGGAAGGGGAUCCAUGCCUCCAUAUAUUUGUGGAAGACGAGGAGGAGGAAGAGGAAGAAGAAAAAGUAAAGGAGGAAGAGGAGAAGAAGCACCACAUGUCACCGGCUGCGAAACUCGACUGCGAUGACGCCAAGAGCAACUCGGACGACCGGGAUAGCAGCAAGAAGGAAUCGGAACAGGAGGAGGAGUUAGUUAUUUGUGAUAGUGAAGUUGUGUCGACCAGUAUACAAAAUAGUCCGGUAAAUAAAGAAGAGACAACUGUGCUAAAUUAUUCUAGUGAAUCCCCAUGGACGACAAGUUGUGGAGAGAGCUUAUUAAAUAGGCUUUCUAAUCGGUCCCAAUCACCCGAUAUCCGUAGAACUCCUUGUAGUAUUUCCAAACCAAUUAUAUCAUCCAAUUUUGAAACCAGUGGUAAUAACUCGUACAAACAGAUACACUCUCCUUCUUUGAAACUAGUGACUGAUAGGACAGACAAAGACAAAAGGAAGGAAAGAGUUGAACGAGAAUAUAAGAAAAAAUCAGUUAGGGGUAAAGAUAAAGAUAAAGAAAGAGGAAGAGAUAGAGAAAAGGAAGAUAGACCACCUAAAAAGCUGAAAAUCAAAUUAAAGUCGGAGGAAAGGGCUUUAGUGCCCCCUCUGCGCAUCAGAACUGAGGAUAGAGGUAGUGGGCUUAAGUUAACCCUCAAGAAACAAGAGGGUUCUGGGGCAUAUUAUAGUGUCGGGGAGGAGAGAAAGCGCGAGUACAGGGUGGAACAAAAUGAGGACGAGGAAGAAGACGAAGAGGCAGAUGAUAUUGUUGGUCGACUCUGUGAUGGGGAAGAGGAGGAGGAGGAGGACGGUGAUGGAAAGGAACAUGACCUAAAGGAAGUGAAAGUGGUUCUACAGGACGUAUGCAAAGACGAAAGGUUUAAAAAACAAAUUGAGGAACGAAGUAGUAAAAAGAGAAGAAGAGACAAAGGUGAUGAUAGAAGUGAUAGAAAUGAAAAAGGUGAUAGAUACAAUUCCCAUUGGUCAAAUUAUUCCCAACAGCUUCAUCAGAGUGAAGGAGAUAAAAAUUUUUCCCAGUCUUCAAACCACGAGAAUAGGACUUGGAACUGUAACAGUGGUAUGGAGUGGCGGAGAAGUGGCGGUGAAGGUGCUUCCAGUGUAGAUAACUCUAGCGAACGCAGAACAAGAGAAUAUAGUCCCCGUUUAUACUCUUACAAUGACCAUUAUGGACACGAGUAUUCCAGCCGGCAUAAUCACUCUCAGCCAUACGGGCAUUCUGGUAGUCAAUCGAGAAACUCGCAUAGUUAUUAUUGAUAUUAAACUAAAAAAAAACCACUGUUUGAAAUAGAAAUUUAUAUUCUGAUUUAAGAGACUUCAGCAUAAUAAUUGUUGUGUUAUGUUCUUCGCUGUAUUUCCAUAUAGCACAAAUACUCAUGUUUUUAGUUCACAAAAUUAGGUUUUAUGUGGAUAAGCUUCUAUGACAUGUCAAGUUUUAACAAGGUAUUGAUGGCUGUUACAACAUAUCUAGCUAUUGCAGUAUCGUUUAGUUUUUUUAUCAGUUUCUUCAAUUGCAACAAAUUCCAGUGCGAUUUUUUUAUUUAAUUUAUAUAAGUCAUUGUCCUUUUAGCCCCUUUGUGUUGAAUCUAGUCUUUGCCCAUCUACCCUUCUGGACUGUAAAUAGCCAGGUUAUAAUUGCUCAGUAGAGUGACUAGUUGUGAGCCCUUUGUUGGUGACACAAGUUUCAUGGUUACUAUAUACAACAUUAAUGAAGUGAGCCUUAGUGGAAGGAUAACUGAGGUUCACGGUGACUACGCAAGUCACAGUAACAGAGGUAGGAACUUGGUCGUCUUGGAGGCAUCUUAAUUUGGGAAAUGUGGUUAGUAUUUUCCCAUUGUGAUUGUCGAAUUCGGCAGAAGACUUUUUUAAUACUUAAAAGCCCUGUGGUGUACCUAUGUUUCAGUAGGUGUAAAUGUUUUAUAGGAUCCUAUUAUAGUAAUUUAAAAUGACAUUUAAGAUUGUGGUUAAUGACCUUAAUAAGGACACUGUCAUUCUCAAAACAUGUGAUCUCAAGUGUGAUUUUUUACAACUUAUCUCAUUUUGUACUGUUGCAGUGGUAUGAAGUAAGUCUGGUCUGUGUGUAUAUUUUUGCCAUGUACUUAUUACUCUUGUCCCAUAGGUUGUUGACAUUUUCAGGGAGUUUAUCAGCCUAGAUACUGAUAUACUGUAACAAUAAAAGAAUCCAGGCUGACUUGCUAUCUACAAAACAGUACUUCAUCUGCAGUGUGUAUAUGCAAAAGCCACUAUACUAUUUUAUGCUUUUGCGAUUUGUAUCAUGCAUAAUUCUUGACUAAUUGUCCCUCUGCUCCAGUAUAUAUAUUUGAAAAUGUAGACUACUGUGAACAAUCAAUAUAAAUCUUCACAUGAAGUAAAUUUGGUGCAACUCUGAUGUACUGUAGGAAGUUAUGUUUGUUUUCUUUGGGAUGCAGUGGAGUACUGUACUGCUUUUCUGUCUGUUCAUGAACCUAAAACAGUGUACACAAAAUUACUGUCACAAAUAUUUUGCCAUUUACACAAGAACACAAAAGGGGCACAUCAGUUUCUGGUUUAAAAUUAUUUAAUUUAACUUAUUGGAGGUAGUAGAUCUGUUGACUUAAUCCUUCAUGAAAGAGGAGGAGGAGGAGGAGGAAUUGGGCGUCAGAAGGAAGUGUGUCUUGUAACCUUCUUAUUCUGUUACAUUAAUAGUUCAGCUCCUCUAAAUCGUAGACCACACAUCUUGAGGUCGACACAGUCUUAUAAAUGUUUAGUCUUUUAUCAGUUUUAUCUUAUAUAUUUUACAUCAUCUGCCUCAUUCUUUUUAUUAUUUUAUUGAGAUAGAAAUGAUGCAGUAGCUUUAUUUAUUUUACUCUCAAAUUAAAAGUAGAAUCUUUUUUGCAAAUAUUAGUCUUCUCUAGGGUGCUGGAGAAAUAUGUAUCGUAAAAUUGUACGAAGAGAGUUUAGUGCAGUAUCACUAAACUCUGAAUUCCGAAAGCAAAACUUGUCAUUGCUAUUAACUUACCAUUGAUAUUAGUUUGUUGAUUAUAUUCUAUCUGUUUACCUGUUUCAACCUUACUCCAUUGUGAAGUGACAAGAUGAAGGAGGUAUACAAGCAACAGUAAAAGUAAGUAACAAUUAACUCUUGGUUAGUGAAACAUCAACUCAACAAUUCCGAAUAAUGUUAGUACUUCAUAACUUCUCUUUCCUUACCACAUUGAAUGCUUUUACUUGGCUUCUGUGUUAUAUCAGUUUUCUGGCUUACUCCCAAUAAGAUAAUCCUUAAUUGUGGUCAUACUUGAGCCAUCUAAUGCUUGGUCUACUUUUCCCCUAAUACCUUUAACCCCAGUAAAGACACAGCUCCCUUUCUCCAUGCUCUAUCAUUUAUAUGUUCCUAAAUUCCCUAUUUGUCUGUUCCACAUCAUCUCCAUAUGUUUUCAUCUAUAUGCAUUUCUAAUUUUUAUUCAUCUCACACAUAUUACUUUUAUCUUUUUCUCCUCUGUUGUUUUGUAAGAUUGAUCUACUUAAUGACGAUGCUUUUAUUAAGCUCCCAUGAAUUUUCUGCAUUUCAUUGUUAUUGUAGUUUUUGUUCAUGAACUUCUGGGAUAGAGUUGUACUGUAUUUGGUUAUGGGAGUGAGGCAGAUUACUAGGUUGAUGGGAUGACUUGAUAACUGUUUCUUGGAAGGGAGGGGUAAUCAUUUGUCCUUGCCCUGACUGAACUGAUCUGCUAUGUAAAGUCUCCUGUCACUUUUCUCUGGUCUGUUAAUUGGCAUCUUGAAAUCUCCGUAUCUCUAACUCGAAUCUUGGCAGUAUUAAUUCCUUAUGUCUUAUUUACAUUUGCAAAGCACAUCAUCGGGUGGCAAUAAGUGUGUGUAACAGUACCUGCAGUGCAUGUUCCAAAAUAGUACAGUAUCAUAAUUCCUGCUUCAUGUCUCCCUACACCAUGCAGGUAUGUGUGAAACCAUCUUUUAUAUCAGUUUAAUCCAGCUGGCAGAAAUUUUUGUUAACAAUCAUACCCUCAGCUGUGUUUAUGCUUAGGUAUAUGCAUAUGGAAACCCAUACUUAUUGCACAUUGGGGGCAAAAGGUUUAUAUUAUUAAUCCAUUGAGUCCUUGGUAGUGGAGCUAUAUAACCCUGUGAUAUAUGCAGGUGCUCAUUGUAACAAAAUAUUGAAUAAUAUAUUGCUUUUACUGUGGCUCAGUCAGUAGCAUUUAGGAAUAUGCUAACUUACCAUUACAUAUAUCAUAAAACUAUUUUAUCAGUACAUUAAAUUGUGUAUGGGCAUCAUUUGUGGAUGAAGCUUUCGUCAACGGUGAGAUGUAAAAUGUGCAGUGUUUCGCACCACAACACCGGUCAGAAAUCUUUUUAUUAAACAAAAUAGUGAAAAGAGCAGAACAUCAUCUUGUGUAUAUGUUAAUACAGAUCUGAGGAACCAUGUAAAGAAUCUCCACAUCAAAUUUAAAGUCGGUCAGACAAGUUUAGAAUAUAAUGGUAGGAAACACUAUGCCUGUCUCUCACUCUGCUGAUGGCAGUUGACAAUACAGUACAGUACCUGUAAAUUGAAAUGUUAUUUAUUGACACUGAUGAACUUACACUUUGAGUGAAGAGUUAUUUCAUAUUUAAAGGAAUUAUUCCAGAAAUUGACAUUAAAAUUGCAGUACACUUUAUCAUGUACAUAAUUCACUGGAAUUAACUUAUUUUAUAAUUGUAUUUCAAACACAAUGGAGACCAUUAAACUUUUUUAUGAUGAAGGUAUCAGACUAGGUCAUCAUUUCUCAUUUAUUGUUAUCUGUGAACCAAUGACUUUAUUAAAUACUCGUAUAUUAUUUGACAAUGAAUUACAUAUCCUUAAUUCAUAUCAGUAUAGUUUUUAUAUAUCAGGACUUUUUUCUGACAAGUUGAAGUAGAGUACUGUAACCUGUAAUUGCCUCUAAAAGGUGGGUUUUACACUUACAUGCACAGGACCUGUUGGUUUGUUUAGGAUGACAGCUUUAUCAUUUAGACAUCAUCAUAGUGAGAGACAAGCUGAUGUGCUAGAGUAUGGGUUCAUAUUCUAAGACAUGGUUACAGAGAUGGUCUCAACUACUGUACAGUAUUUUAAAAGCUGGAUAUUUAAAAAAAAAUUAUGUUCAUCUCUUAAAAUCUGAAAAUUGAUUUCUUUCAAGUGCAGGUUAUUGUCUUUUAAUUAUUUAUUAUUGCUCUCUGUUCUUAUUAAACAGAAUAGUUACUGUAUAAAGACUGACCUAAGUUGUCAUCUGGCAAAGCAUAUUUAUAAUGUUAGCUAAUUUUUGCAAGUUGAUUGGGUUAGUUGUGUUACACCUUUAUAAUUCAAUAGUCAACCAUGGAUACUGUUGUAUAUUGACAAGUAAAUUUUAUAUAAAGUGAAGCAAGUAUUAUUCUGGAAGAUGCAUGUACACUUCAUUUUGGUCGAGUAAAAUAUUUCCAGCUCAGGUGCUGUUUCUAUGAAGACUUGUCUUCAUAAACUACGGUCAUGGCAUAUCAACACCACACCUGUCACAUGCAAAUUCCUUGACUUUGUUUCUUCACCAAAUUUUGUGCUUUCACAUUCCUUCUCCAGCAGUUAAAAAAAAUAAGUUGAGUCUGAAUAAUUCUCUCUUGCAUCCCCAAACUGUGGCAACUCAGUGUUUAUUAACAAUUGCAAACUUGAUCAAUAUAUCUGCAUAAAAGUUACAUUUGUUAUGUUUGAGGCUUAGUGGAAAUAAGGGAUGGGCAAAAGUGUCAAUCAAAUUCACAAGUUUUGAAAUUGUAAAGCUGAAAUUUCUUUGAAGACAAUUAAUAUGUACACUUGAUGAUGAUGAUCUUACAUAGACUGAAUAACAAACCUGAGGGUUUAAAUGCAUAUUUCAUCACAAAAAAUUCUGCUUACCUGAUUUACAUUCAAAAUAGUUGAUACUCUGCAUGUUGAUGUGCAUUUGUUAAGACUGAACAAACUCCUGGUUGUGGCAUUACAAAUUGGUUUCUUGGUUUACAGCUUUGGUAUGUUUAUGCUGGUUCAUAAGUGUUACACCAUUUUUUUCUCUCUUUUUAUCCCAGUGAAAUAAGUACAGUAGUGUGGUGGGUUGUCAAGGAAUACGUGAAAUAUUAACGCCAUUGACAUUUCAAUAUUUUCCAUUAUGAUUUUUAAACAACAAAGGCUUUUUAUAUAAAGGUGUUAUUAUCUAACAUUUAAGUCAUAAAAAUGGAUAUUUAUAUUGCUCCCUUAUUAUAGUUAUAGUGCUCCCUUAUUGCCAGGUAAACAGUACUGUACUCCACUGCAUAAAGAGCUUUAUGGAAAACUUUCAGUAGCCUGCAAAUAUGGUUACAAAUAAUUUCAUUGAGGAAGAAGUGGUUUGUAUGCCUUUGGAGUUCUUUCUUCAAACUUCCUAGCUUUUUAUUCAUCACCAACAAAUAGAUUUCUUGGCAGCUACAUAUUAUUAAGCCUCUACCAGUUCUUCCAUGUGUGAGGAAGGUUGAGAACACAGUACAGGCAACAAUAUUUUCUUGUUGGUUUAAUGUGGUCAGUUCCAGAAUUUUUGGAGGUCUUUGCUACUUCCUUUGAGAGUACAACUAGUUUAUGUCAAGACUCCAACCCUGGCAUAUAGCUGCUUUGACCUAGGUAGCUUUGAUACUGCAAAUACAACAGAGAAUUGUAAGGUUUCAUUUUAAAAUGCAGUACAUACAAGUUUUCCUUUAUUAUGUAUUAGUAGUGUCCCUUCCAGACAAGCAAUCUUAAACACCUUGAACCAGUAAUGCCAAGAAAAAUAUUCCACAUUGAUUGUUGUCUUCAAAUAUUCAACUAUUGGUGAAUUACAGUAUAUUUGAUUUUCAGUCUCUGCUUGUAGCCUUUAUUUUGUCAGUUUUCCCCAGAUUUCAGGCCUAUAUGAGAAUCAGAAAUACACUUACAUUAAUGAAAGCAAAUGUGUCGUUGCAAUCAGCAUGGAAGUCAUUGAAUACAUAGUGUACUGUAUCAUGCAAUCUGUUUAGUUUUGUAAUUUAAUUUCCUUCAACUUGAUUGCUUAUUGAAUUUAAAACAAACAGUAUUAGCACUUGAUCACUAUUUAUGAAUAUGCUUAUUUGUUUUUAGUUUGCCUUUUUUCAAUAUUAUGCAAGGCUAAUACAAGUGUAAUGCAUAUAGCUGAGUGACUUGUAUGUCCCAGUGAUACUGUACUGUAGAUUGUUCAUGCACGGAUGCUAAGCAAUAUGUAAAUUUUUAUAUUACUUUAGAAUUUGCUGAACAAAUAUAAGACUGCUUCUGGAAAAUUUUUAAAGGCCUUGCGAGUGAAUAUAUAUAUAUACAAUAUAUAAUUUUUUUUUUUUUUUUUUUUUUUUUUAAGCUCAGACCUUCCAAACACUGAAGUAGACAGGCAUGGUAUACACUGUGCUGGUAUGUUCUCUGUGCUUCAUUGUCAGGUCAUAGUUCUAAGGGCAUAACUUUGGUGCUUUUUUGGAUAUCAGUAAAUACUAAAGAUGAUUAGCCCGAUUGUAAAGUCUUCAGAAAUUGUACCUGGUGAGAAAGGGUUUGAUGUGUUUUUGAAGGGUAAAGAAGCUUAUUUUUGACAUAUAGCAGCUAGUCUUGGUUUUAUUGCUUGUAGGUAUUUUAUAUUUCUUAAAUAGACUAAAUUGAUUAAAUUUUAAUCAAAAAAAUAAUAGCCCUCCAAGCAUAAUGGGACCUAUUGACCCAUGGGCUGUAAGGCCUGGACUGUAAUUUGUUUUGUCAACCUUCACAAAGAGAUGAAGCAACAAUCCAACCGUGCCAUACUGAGACCAUCACACCCCUCUGAUGCAUCUUUGUUGCUCUUAGGCCAGUUUUCCCAGUUGGUAAAAAAAUGGGUUUGUUUUUGAGUUCUAGCAUGCUAGGAGAGUAGCCCAUAUUGCAAGUUGUAAGGAUAUUGAACUUAAAGUUCCAAGAGGUGGUUUCACCGGUAUUUAUAGGGACAGUAUUCAGUGCCUUUUUUGACUAAAAAUAUAAAAUUAUCUUCUCUGUCAUGGUAAAGAUUUACUCUAUAAUUAAUUUUAGUAAUCUUAAUAAAUUAUGGGUUACUUUUCUAAGCUCCCAUUGGCUGUGGGUACUAGACCUUUGCAUGAGAUGCAUAUGUAAAUGGAAUGUAUUCAUAAGUCUGAGGGGGAUUUCUUCAUUUUAGGCAAACAUGACAAAUAAAGAAAGAUAUUUUGAGUAAGUUAUUUUUUAUACCUCAUGAAGUUGUUGAAGUUCAAAUGCCUUUUUUUAUAAUUUGUUUAAUUUUUAUUUAUAUUUGUUUAUCUUUUGUUGGAAGGGACCUAUGUUUGUCUCUCAGGGUCCAUGAAGUAUGGUAAACUCACAGUUAUGUGAUGACUAAAUGUAUCUUUUAAUAAUAAAAAUAUGAAUUAAA